CCGAGGGGCUAGGUAGCAGUGCUGCUGCAAGGGUGUGGGGUGCUGGGCCUGGGUCAGUCAGCUAGCUAGCUACUUGCCGAAAGCAGUUACAUGUGAAGAUGGAAGGAAGCUACCGCCGUACCAACCUCUCUCCUCCCUCAUUGCAAUUGCCACUCACAGCCCCAGCAAGCGCGCCCAAAAACCCCCCGGGGCCCAAUCAGAUCACCUCUAAUUUCGAUCAUUUCGAUCACCCUACCAAACCACCCACCCAGCACGCGCAACCCCGUCCCUUUGUCCCUCCUCAACCCUCGCCCUCCCGCCUCCCUCACCUCCGCCUCAUCCUCUUCAUCACCACCACGACUCUCGGCACUUAACAAAGUUGUGGACCGUGGCGUGAGGCCGCAGUGCGCUGAAAGUCUGUGCGGCACGCGAUACGAGAAGGGCGCAAUAUGCGAGUAUUGCGGCCGCGCACGCGUGGGCGGGGGUGUUGAAUUGCGCAAGCGAGAAAGCCCAGCGGAGACACUGAGCUGUGCGAACGGACAGAGAGCGGGCAUGUGGGCUGUGCGAGCCACGAGCCUGCGAGCCAAGAAACUGUGGACUGUGCGAGUGUAGCUACGGUACGAGCCACGAGGGCGUGCGAACGGGCCCGCGAGCCGGGCGUGCGCGCCAGACCUGUUGCCGUUCGCGGUCUGCCUGGCUGUGGGCCAGUGCGUGGCGAUGCCGAAGCCGACGCAGUGCGAGGCGAUGCGAGGCGAGGGGUGGGGUGGGUGUGUAUGUGGUGGGUGCGUGGGUGGGGAGGUGGUGAGAGGGUGAGACCGCGAGGCUCGCUUGGGGGGAGGUG
This is a messenger RNA of Aplosporella prunicola CBS 121167, 820 nucleotides long. RefSeq lists its product as uncharacterized. The record is from RefSeq and is a predicted model, not a curated record. Bases 99 to 353 code for a protein of 84 amino acids. The transcript has a single exon. Lineage: Eukaryota; Fungi; Ascomycota; Dothideomycetes; Botryosphaeriales; Aplosporellaceae.